Messenger RNA from Rubroshorea leprosula, 1422 nucleotides. The record is from the annotation of a GenBank genome assembly. Lineage: Eukaryota; Viridiplantae; Streptophyta; Magnoliopsida; Malvales; Dipterocarpaceae.
AUAUUCAUUAGCAAUUUGACUGAAUGAAUUAUGAAAUCUUGCCUUGACCAUUAGGAGUAAGCUGCAAAGUUUAUUCUGCUGUUAUCAGUUGUUUUCAAAUAUUUGAAUCUAAUGCCUAUCUAUCUUUUCUCAUUUUUCAGUAGAGAGCACAAAUGCACCUUAUUUUUUGUUGAAGUUCCCUUAUCAAUUUGGGUUCAGUGAACUGUUGUUUCUCAUAAAGAUAGUGAAUAGAAACAGAAGAGAAAUAGAAACAUUUUGCACCGUAUGGAACUCAGUCUUUAAUUCAUGCCUUGGACCUCUAUCAAAUCCUAUUAAAGGGUUUUAGUUUUUCUUUGACUCCUAUACCUUUGUUGGGAUUGGCAGGGUGAAUUUAACUCUGGUAAAUCGACUGUCAUCAAUGCACUUCUCGGAAAAAGAUAUCUCAAGAGUGGGGGUUGUUCGUUGUUCCUACAACUAGUGAAAUCACUUUGUUAUGCUACUCUAAGUUGGAAGCUGAGGAACAAGGGUGUUGUCAAAGCCACCAGAUGGUCAAUGAAUAUGUUACCUUCUGCUCCAAUUCUUAAGGUAAUGAGUAUUGUUGAUGCACCCAGUACUAAUGUUAUUCUCCACAGGCAACAGCAGUUAACUGAGGAAUCUGUACCUCGUGCAUAUUUGCUUUUUAUUGUCAUUUCUGCAGAACCUCCUUUAACUGAAGUGAGGUAUGAUUAGUUACACUUGCAAAUGUGGCAUAGCAUGCUUUUAUUCUGGAGGUUCACAUGUUAUUAUGUUAAACUGUCAUUGCUGCUGAAUUCUAUUGUGCUACCUGCUUGUUGACUUGGAAUAUAUAUACUGCUACAUUCAUGUGGAAAACAUUGUUCAUGAAACAAUUGUACUUUCCUAUAAGAGAGAUCGUACUUUUUGGUACAUAAAGCAAAGGUAAUUUUUCAGAUGCACAAGUGAACUACUUAACUCUUAAUCUGGAUUUAUGGUUUGCUGAUGCAUACGGAAAGUGCUUGGAGAAUGUUUGAGAUGGUUAGAAUCAAAUAAUGUUCAUGAAGGAAAGCUUUACAUGGAAUCUUUGGACACUAAAUGGCCUUCGCUUGUCUAUCUAGAUAAGUAAAAUCAUUUGGAGACCUAUGAGCUGCUGAGAAAGUUGGGUCAACUCAGCUUGAGAGUGAUAGAGAAAUUCAGUGCCAAUGUUGUUUCCAAACAAUUUGAACAAGAAAUACAUCAAGCAGUGAGUUGACUAUUUUUUAAAGUUGCUGUGAAAUGUAUUCUAAAUGAUUGUGCUAGAACUUAGUCUGGUAGGCUUGGAAAAGUACCUUACUAAUGUGAUUGGGUUUAUAUCUAUUUAUUUGGACUCAUCAUCUCAUUGAACUUAUGGUAGAAUUCUUUUUAAACAUCUUCAUUUUAAUGCGUGAAUAAUAUAUUAAGAUUUCUUUU